CACCGAGCUGGCACCUGCUCCUUCGGCGUCACUGCGGGAUUUGUCUAGCGACUUCCCUCGCAGGGGUGUGUUAGGGGGAGUCCUCUUUCCGACUGUCGAAAUGGUCAUCAAAGUGUUUGUUGCCACAUCUUCUGGGUCCAUAGCGAUUAGGAAAAAACAGCAGGAAGUGGUGGGCUUUUUGGAAGCCAAUAAAAUAGACUUUCAGGAACUGGACAUAGCUGGCAAUGAAGACAACAGGAAGUGGAUGAGGGAGAACGUUCCUGGGGAGAGGAAGCCCCAGAAUGGGAUCCCUCUGCCUCCUCAGAUCUUCAACGAAGAGCACUACUGUGGGGAUUUUGACUCUUUCUUCUCUGCAAAAGAAGAAAAUAUUAUCUAUUCAUUCCUUGGUUUGGCUCCCCCUCCAGGGUCAAAGGUAACAAAGUCUGAGGAAGCGUCUUCCCUUCCCAAUGGAGACGUAGCAGGAGAGGCAGAGGGCGCUGCAGAGGGCACAGAGAAGGCCGAGGAAAGUGGAGACAGCGAGGCACACAAAGAGGACAAGGAAGACACUGGCGACCUUCCUGAAUCCCAGAGAAGAAUGUGACAAAUGGAGGAGGACCCAGGAGGAGCUGGAGAGAAGGGGAAUGAUGAAGAAGAGGGAGAAGAGGGAGAGAGAACAGAAGAGACAGAAGGGGUAACAGAGGAAGGAGCAGAGGGAGAGGCCGAGGAAGAGGAAGCUGAGGAAGAAGCAGAAGGAGAAGACUCGUAGGCGGUCCAGGCCAGUUCUUCCACUUUUCCCAGAACAGCCGAGCCACAAGGCCACAUUUCAACUCUCUCCACUAACUUGACGAAAUCUUUGGCUCGAAGCCUCAGCACACCUGGGUUCACCGAGGACUUGUGCCCUCCGAUGCAGUUAGGUGUAUUUGGGUACCACUUCACUGUGUCGACGUGAAGCUGAAUGUGAAGAGUGCACAUACUGUGCCUACAAUUCUUGGUCUUUGCUUUAAUUUUGUUUCUUUUGCUACACACAAGUAGACCUUCCAUUAAUACUGUGCGAGCGGGAUCUUACUGUGACGCAACAGGAGUAUUUCUCUGUGUACUGCUUGUUUUAGGCUUGGCUUUCAAAACAAAAUACUCCCCAGAGAGCAGUCAUAAAUAAAGAUUGAUAGCAAGAAUC
This is a messenger RNA of Peromyscus leucopus (white-footed mouse), 1153 nucleotides long. RefSeq names its product SH3 domain-binding glutamic acid-rich protein-like. The record is from RefSeq and is a predicted model, not a curated record. Lineage: Eukaryota; Metazoa; Chordata; Mammalia; Rodentia; Cricetidae. Gene Ontology annotation, cellular component: cytoplasm. The transcript has 9 exons.